Molecule: messenger RNA, 710 nt
Organism: Lactuca saligna
Lineage: Eukaryota; Viridiplantae; Streptophyta; Magnoliopsida; Asterales; Asteraceae
Source: the annotation of a GenBank genome assembly
UUCCACUUAAUUUUUCUUUCUUUCUGUAUAAAUUCAAACUCCGAUGAGCAUUUGUCACCAAGCAGCAUAUAAAAAUGUUUGGAACCUUAUCGGAAGAGACAGAAGUGAAGGUGCCGGCAAGCAAAGCCUGGAAGCUCUACGGCACCCUCGAGCUCGCAAAGGUGGCCGCCGGAAAAGUUCUUGAGGCGAUUGAUGUUGUUGAAGGCGACGGUGGCGUUGGGACGAUUCUCAAGGUCACUGUAAAACGCGGGUCAGACACCAAGUAUUACAAAGAGAAAUUUACGAAAAUCGAUAACCAGAACAUGGUUAAGGAGGGUGAAGUGGUGGAAGGAGCAUUUCUGGAUAUGGGAUUUACUUUUUACAGGAUCAAGAUCGAGAUCAAAGAGAAUCCAAAUGAUGACACAGGUUUGUCUUGUCUUGUAAAAUUGUCGGUUGAAUACGAGGUUAAAGAAGAGGCUGCUGCUAAUGCUUGUGUUGUCACCAAUGAGCCUCUUCUCGCCAUUAUGAGUGUUGCAAACGAGCAUCUCUUGAAAUCCAGUUGACGCGAGAGAUGUUGAUGAAUACGUUGCUUUUUCUAUCAAAUUUGGUACGUUUGAAGUGAUCCUACAAGUUUUUGAUUUGUUGAAUAAAGACUUUGUUAAAAGUUACAGUAGAUUAGUGUUUUAUUCUCGGUUCAUACGAUACAAGAACAAUCAUAGAGUGGUGCUGUG